GACUUGCAUCCUCCUCCCUCCACUCGCGACGUUUUCACAUGGGUCGUAGAGCCAUAGCAAGACCUCGUCUCGCCAUACUCGCCUCGUAAAGUGCACAGCUAGACGUUUGCGGCCCUAAGUCGUGCGAGACCUACCAUAUAUGGGACGGCAAUAUCACGGGCGACGGGCGGUGGCUGCAAAGUGGGCCGACAACGAAAAUGUACGCCCGUCCUGAACGCUCCAGCCCGCGUCCUGUCGGCUCUCGACUGUCCUCCUCGCCCGCUCAAAAGCACCCCGGCGCCCACCCGCCACGCCAUGCAGCUCGCCAGCUCGUCCAGCAUGCCCUCCAACCACUACGACGUGAUCAUCGUCGGCGCCGGCAUCGCAGGCUGCGCGCUCGCCCAGGCCCUCGCGACCCUCAAGCGUCCCGCGCCCCUCCGGGUAUGUCUCCUCGAACGCUCCCUCGCGGAGCCGGACCGCAUCGUCGGCGAGCUCCUCCAGCCUGGCGGCGUCGAAGCGCUGCGCAGGCUCGGCAUGGUCUCCUGUCUGGAGGGCAUUGACGCCGUCCCGGUGCGUGGUUACUGUGUUGUGCUUGACGGCAAGCCCGUCCACAUCCCCUACCCCGACGGCCACGAGGGCCGCAGCUUCCACCACGGCCGCUUCAUCCAGUCGCUCCGCAAGAAGGCGCGCACGGCCCCUGGCGUGGAGGCGGUCGAGGCGACGGUGUCGGAGCUGGUCGAGUGCCCGACGACCGGGCGCGUGCUGGGUGUGCGGGCGACGAGGAAGACAGAGGGCGAGGAGAAGGCAGUGCACAAGGAGACGUUCCUGGCCGACCUUACUAUUGUCGCGGACGGCUGCUUCUCGAAUUUCCGGAAUACCGUGUUGAGCGGAGCAGGUAUGAAGCCCGUGACCAAGAGCCAUUUCGUCGGCAUUGUGCUGGAGGACGUGGAACUCCCGAUACCGAAGCAUGGAACAGUGGUCCUUGUGAAGGGACAUGGACCAGUACUGCUCUACCAAAUCGCGGGUCACGAUACGCGGAUGCUUGUCGAUCUUAAGGUACCUCUACCGUCUGACAUCAAACAAGUCAUUCUCGACGAGAUCAUGCCCCAGCUCCCGACCUCCCUCCAAGACCCCGUCUGCAGCGCCCUCGCGAAAGACCGCAUCCGGCGCAUGCCCAACACGUUCCUCCCGCCCGCCGAGCAGGGCCAUCACACGAAGGAGGGCGUCUUCCUUGUCGGCGACUCGUGGAACAUGCGGCAUCCGCUCACAGGUGGCGGUAUGACCGUCGCGUUCAACGACGUCGUCGUCCUCCAGGACCUCCUGAAUGACGUCGAGGACUUCGGCGACUGGAACGAGAUCUCGCAGGUCCUCCACCGGUGGCAUUGGCGGAGAAAGCAGUUCGCGUCGACUAUAAACAUCCUGAGCGUGGCUCUGUACGACCUCUUUGGUGCUGACGACGAGUCUCUAGCAGUCCUGCGGGUGGGCUGCUUCAAGUACUUUGAACUCGGCGGCAAUUGUAUCCGCGACCCUGUAUCCCUGCUUGCUGGCAUCGAGCAGUCAACGCUGCUGCUCGCGCGUCACUUCUUCGCCGUCGCGCUGUAUGCCAUUUGGGCGAUGUUCGCGCACCGGCGGUGGAUCACCGUCGACGAGAAACCGGUCUAUGUCAAGCCCGGCUUCGAGGAGUACCCUAUCCUGUUCUUCAAGUGCAUCCGCGUGUUCUGGACGGCAUGUGUAGUGUUCCUCCCGCUCGUAUGGACGGAGGUUCGAUGGUGGUGAGCGUAUAGCUGGCACCAUAGAGACAUUGUAGAGAGGAGAGUAAACUCACGUUCUAGGUUAGAUUACAUGUUCUUUCUAGUUGUUGACGAUAUCGAGCCUAUUGCUAUAUCUACGGACCUUAACACUCUAUUUUUCAUCGCGAUCCUUGUGCGUUGCUUGUAAAGGGGUUGCGGGACAUAUUCAUGCGAUCAGAUUCACAAAGGCCGCUUCCGUCGAGAUACAAUUCGAAGGCCUACAUACUUUCAGAGUUCUAGCUUGGUUUUGGCUGUGGAAUCUCCAGAGUCCAAGGGGGUGACACGUCGCGACGCGCUACUUA
Rhodofomes roseus is the source of this 2071-nucleotide messenger RNA. Its product is annotated as squalene epoxidase. Gene Ontology annotation, molecular function: squalene monooxygenase activity; flavin adenine dinucleotide binding. Bases 295 to 1755 code for a protein of 486 amino acids. Gene Ontology annotation, cellular component: endoplasmic reticulum; membrane. Lineage: Eukaryota; Fungi; Basidiomycota; Agaricomycetes; Polyporales; Fomitopsidaceae. The transcript is spliced from 5 exons. Gene Ontology annotation, biological process: ergosterol biosynthetic process. The record is from RefSeq and is a predicted model, not a curated record.